GUGGUUAGCAGAGCAAAACACCAAACUGCUGCUUCCGCACUGCUUCCUUGUUUAUUAGUUUUAGGGAAAACAGUGCCUUUAGAAGAGAAAAGUUGUUGUUUUUUCUUCUCCGGAAACGGCGAGAGCUCCUGCACAAGAUUGUCGCAGACAUCUGACCACGUCUGAUGUCCAGGAGGGAAUUAGGAUCUGAGUUUCACCACAACAAAGUCUGAGUUCUGAAUGGCCACAGCUGCAGAGGAGCCUCCAGGGCUACAGGGCCUCUCUGGUAACCUGCAGAGUCAGUUCUGGAGGAGACUAUCGUCUCUCAGAGGUAAUAAACGAGAUUCGACUGUGACUCGAAAAAAUGCUUCUCCCGAGAGUCCAAGCACCAGCAUGUCUCCGGCCAUGAAAAAAACAAUUGGCCAUCGUGGAAUUGAUCCCACUGGGGAGACGACGUACAAGAAGACAACAUCAUCCGCCUUGCAAGGCGCUAUCCAGUUAGGCAUCACGCACACGGUGGGCAGCUUAAGCCAAAAACCUGAGAGAGACGUGCUGCUGCAGGACUUUGAAGUGGUCGAAAGCAUCUUCUUUCCCAGUGAGGGCAGUAACCUGACACCAGCUCACCACUAUGGAGACUUCAGGUUCAAGACGUACGCCCCAAUGGCCUUCCGCUACUUCAGGGAGAUGUUUGGCAUCCGGCCUGAUGACUACAUGUACUCUCUGUGUAAUGAGCCGCUGAUUGAGCUGUCAAACUCUGGGGCCAGUGGAUCUCUCUUCUACGUCUCCAGUGAUGAUGAGUACAUCAUUAAGACAGUGCAGCACAAAGAGGCGGAGUUUCUGCAGAAACUGCUUCCAGGAUACUUCAUGAACCUGAACCAGAACAAACGGACCUUAUUACCAAAGUUUUAUGGACUCUACUGCGUCCAGGCAGCGGGUAAGAACAUCCGUAUUGCAGUCAUGAACAAUCUGCUUCCGAGCGCCGUAAAAAUGCACCUCAAGUAUGAUCUAAAAGGCUCCACCUACAAGCGAAGGGCUUCAGCUAAGGAGAGGGAAAAGGCCGUGCCCACAUACAAGGACCUGGAUUUCAUGCAGGACAUACAUGAGGGGUUGUUACUGGAAGGGGACAAGUACAGUGCUGUUUGCAAGACCAUCCAGAGAGACUGUCUGCUUUUGCAAAGUUUUAAGAUCAUGGAUUACAGCCUUCUGGUGGGAAUCCACAAUGUAAAUCAGGCGUGUCAAGAGCAAGCCAGCGAAGAGGCCGGGGCUGUGGACCAAAGGCGGCCACAAGGUCAAAAGUCCCUGUACAGCACUGCUAUAGAGGCCAUUCAGGCUGAGGCAGGGAGCAUGGGAUCACUGGACACAGAGGACAAAACGGGAGGAAUCCCAGCGCGAAACUCAAAAGGCGAGCGGCUGCUGGUGUAUAUUGGUAUCAUAGACAUUCUGCAGUCCUAUAGAUUAGUUAAGAGGCUUGAACACUCGUGGAAAGCUCUGGUUCACGAUGGGGAUACUGUAUCGGUUCACAGACCGAGUUUCUACGCAGAACGAUUUCAGAAGUUCAUGUGCAGUGUAGUGUUCAGGAAGCUCUCGUUAAAAACCUCGCCAUCUAAGAAGCGCCGUUUAGUGGCACAUGUUCCUUUGAGAAAGACAGCUGGCUCAGGGCCUUCUCUGUCGACCCAAACCAGCAGCAACAGCCAACACCCUUUACUCCAACAUCAAGUCAGCUCUGAGACCAAAGAAGACACUGAAGGAGACAAUGUCAUGCAGUCAGGUCGUCCUGACCUCCUCCCAAAGACCUUACUGCCCAGUGACGCUGUUGGCACCGCUCCUGAAACAGCUACUGAAACAGCUGUCUCCUCCUCCUUGGAAAACCCUGGAUUUGCUUCCACAAGCCACCCUCUGCCUCACUCUCAGGAUGCCUACAAGUCAGUGGGAGUGGAUUUAAACAACACAUUGAGCAAAGACCAGGAGCACAGCACCACCAAGAGAGCUCAGUAUGAAGAAAGUUCUGAGGAUGUGAUCUCACUCAGUGACAUUGUUUCUGACACAAGCAAAUGCUCUGUAUAGAAAAAUUUACUCAAAUGAAUCGAGACACACUUGGAGGAUGUUAUUAGCAUGGAUGAAAUGUUACAACCCUGCCUUGGUGUGAUUUGAGGUAAAGUUUUUCAGCGAGACCAAGGGGGAUAUUAAAUGUUUUUUGUUGUUUGGUUUUUGCACUUUGAUUUCCAAAUCACAAGAUGGUAUGAGCAUGUAAGUGGGCGGUUGUGUUCUGACACUAGUAAUUAGUAGUACAUGCUGUGGUUAUUGAACACUAUUAUUCAUCUCGUAGGAAUGCUUCUAUACACAACCAAAGAUUGCUCUUGGCACUGUCGGCUCAAUUCAGCCAGCUUUCAAUGUAGAGUGUAAAAUGAGGACUUUGCCUUAAUUGAGAAUGUCUUUAUUUAAGCUUUGUUAUUUCAAAUUAUUAUUAUUUUUUUUUUUAAACUAAUUCCUCUUUUGUGUUUACCAAAUUGUUGUAGCUUAUCCUCAUGCAUUCUUGGCUCUGUUACAUGUUUGACUCAGAUGCUUUAACACAAACUAUGUGAUUUGGGUUGGGAACACAGUUUUAAAUAAAAGGGUUUAUUUUUGAAAGAAAUUACUUUACUGGGUAAGCUGCCAUUUUUUAAGCCUACUCUGAAUGCAUAUCAUGCUGGAACAAGAGGUGAUCCUCAGCUUGCGGUGUCUAUUUAAACCAGCUAUUCUGAUAAUGGACUGUGAAUCCUAAAUGUGACCUCAUGUUCAGGUCAAAGAGUUAUAUUAAAAUCAUUUUUUUAUACUUAUCUGUAUGAUCUGAUAUCAGUUUCAGGUUUAGUAUGUAGACUGGCUUAUGUCCAAAUGUGACCAAAUAACUGAUACUUAGAUGGCUUUGGACAAAGCACCACAACAAACAGUGACCUGGGACAUGUCACAUGAAGCAAGACUAGUGAGGUAGUUUGGGGUGAACCCCGUCUUCUUUCAGUGUCACAGAGAGAGCUUGAGUUCCAACUGAGUUUUGUUGUCAUGGCCACUAAUGCACCAGACCAAAUCUGCAAGGAGCAGUUUGUGUUUUAAGGCUUUUGGGUAAUUUUCUACAAAAGAACCACCACCUCCCCGAUCAAUUGUGAAGGGGGAAAUGAGUCCCAUUCUUAACAGGAACUCAAUGAACAAAACACAUUAUUCACUUUAAAGUGUCAUGAACGAAAGAGCAUGACAUUACAAAUGUGGUACAAUCACUUGGUUUUUCAUUAUAAUUUAUUAUAUUAAAAACAGUACUAUAGUAAAGGUUUGCAGUAUAAACAGGUGUCCCAAUGUGGCUAUAAAAUAGAACGGAAACUAAAAGAGCAGAGCGUAGCUAACUCUUAGAUGUACCUGCAGUAAAUAAAAUGUACUGUCUCAUGGUAUUUCUAUUGAUUCAGUGCAGCUUACAGUAUGUACAUAUUCUAACACUGCAGACCUGGAGAACAUAACACAACUUUGUAAGUAGUUAUAUUUUAUAUAAUCAUAAAUUGCAUUGUUGGUGUUAUUUAUACUAAGCAUCUGAAACCAGCCCCCACUAAUAUCAUCCAGUUGCUACAGCAAUGGCAGUUUCAGACAUGCAGGUCAGUCCAACCUGCACCAUCUAAAGGCAAAAGUAACUGCAGCAGCAGUUUAGACCUGAAGAGUGAUUUGCACCACCUACAGGCAAAGAAAGUGACAGCUUCAGCAACUUUGUCACAGUUGCCACCUUACGACUAAUGAGUGCAAGAACAGUUUUGUUUGUUUGUUUUUGGAUGGUGUUAGUAUGUGAAUGUUUGCCUUUUUAUAUUUUAACCCCACAAAACGUUUUGAUUGAGUGGUAUUGUUUAUCCUCUGUCCUGGUUACUUUGGAGAAAGGAGAUUGUAUUUGUCCAAAGAAAGAAACCCAGGUUGGGAUGCACUGGCCAAAAGAAAAUUAGCGAUGUAGUUUGGUAGGAGUUUUGACUUUGCUGCUGAAUAUAUAAAUGUGGGUGAUACUGCAUUUUCUUCAAGUAUUUCUAAUACACUUUUCUACUAUUUGCAGUAGGUCACUGCACUAGGUCACUCAAUAUAAUAUGGAUUACUCAAAUUUGAGUUGUUAUGUUAACCACAUAUUAAAGCCUAUAUAUUUUCACACUGAUGUAUUGCUUUUAUUCAUAAUUCACUUUUGUUGAUUUGCUGCAUGCCCCAACCAAGGUAUAGUUGUAAUUUUGUCACUAUCAAAAUGUUGAUGGCUGCCUGGUGUGUGAAAGUAAAAAAGACAAAACUGUUCAGUCUACUUUUUGUAAACUCAAACUGGUAGAUGUAUUGGUGCUUCGAUACAAGUUAGCACUCAAAAUGGGUGUGCAGUGUUUAACAUUUAUAAAUGUUUGAUGUUUCAAAAUGCAGAAAUGUAUUAGAAUUAAUUUUUUGUCCGAAAGGAUACAAUAAAUAAGUAAUUUGAAAGAUGCUUCAACUAUGCAACAAUAUUUGUUUACAGCAUAUAAAUAUUUCUGAAUGAAUAGACGGUGCAAUACAUUUAAUGAAUUAUCAUUUUUCCAACUAAGAUAAGAUGAAUAAGCAUAAUUUGGGUAUUUUAAUUAAUCCUGUAAAUGGUAUGUGGAGUUUUUUUCAUUAUGCUGGCAGUUCUAUCAAACUGUCAAACAAUGCUUUGUCCCUGUAUUUAAAGUGAAACUGUGUUUUUGUAAAAAGAAAACAAAAAAACCUCCAAAACAUUUACACAUGCAGCCUAUGAACCCAACUUGUACAUAAUCAUAUGUAUUAUAGUAUUUAUUACUGUAUGUAUUGCUCUGGUGUCCAAAAUGUUUAUCAAUAGUGAUUACAGAUUGAAAAUGUGGUCUUCACUUGCCUUUGAAUUAUAUACAAUAAAUGGGUGCACAUCUGUAUGCAAGAAUCACAACAAUGCUUUUUUUUUUUUUUUACACAAUGUAUUUAUAAGUCCUCUAUCUUGCUCUUUUGGGGAUGUCAUGUUUUUGUACACUUGUACCCAAUUAAACAAAAAAAGAUGUUGCUUUUGUUUGAUUAUAUUUUAUUAUACAGAUCAAAUUGUAUGUCUCCAAUAGUGUUAGUUGUGCAAUAUGACUGUGAUAAGAUGAUGAAUAAUAUGGUAGCUAUCUCUUUUUUUAUUUCUUGGUGUAUUACACCCUUGCAAUGUUGCAGAUUAAUAAACAUGACUGGUUUCUGGAAA
Perca fluviatilis (European perch) is the source of this 5176-nucleotide messenger RNA. Its product is annotated as phosphatidylinositol 4-phosphate 5-kinase type-1 alpha-like. The record is from RefSeq and is a predicted model, not a curated record. The transcript has 17 exons. Gene Ontology annotation, biological process: phosphatidylinositol metabolic process. Gene Ontology annotation, molecular function: phosphatidylinositol kinase activity. Bases 220 to 2043 code for a protein of 607 amino acids. NCBI's taxonomy places the organism in Eukaryota, Metazoa, Chordata, Actinopteri, Perciformes, Percidae.